Messenger RNA from Rotaria sp. Silwood2, 3712 nucleotides. The record is from the annotation of a GenBank genome assembly. Lineage: Eukaryota; Metazoa; Rotifera; Eurotatoria; Philodinida; Philodinidae.
AUGUCUCGACCAAUUAUCAUAUCGACCAAUUUUCGUAGCGACCAAUUUUCGGCGGCCAAUUUUCGUUCGACCAUUUUUCGUUCGACCAAUUUUCGCUUUCCCCAAGCUGCUAUACUUGCUAAUAAAUACACAUCAACAUUUUCUACUUGGGUGUCAUCACAAAUUUGGCUUUACACACAGCUGCCUUCAACAGGUCUUGCCUCGACACUAACUGCCAUCAUACCCAACAGUCAGCAACCUCUGCCAUCAACAAUCAAUAGUCAAUUCCUCAACAUACUUUCAACUCCAAGUUCAUUGGCCGUGUUAGAUGUAUCAGGUGGAAUUCUUUUUCUUAUAUCUACUGAACCGGGUUACUAUGCUUCGACAGAUACAAGUCUUGGAUCAACGUCUAUUACAAUGCCUGUCAUCAGUACAACACAAAAUUGUCUUGGAGGUAUGAUGAAGAACGACAAUGGAGUCCAUCCAUGCUCACUUUGCAGUACGGGCUCAAGAAGUGGAGUAGGUAGCAUAAACUGCACUGUUUGUAAUGCAGCGGCUUUCUGUCCACUUGGCGCCGUGGCUGAAGUCGCCCUUAGCAAUUUAGAAGUGACAUCGCAAGCAUAUUCUUACAAAGAAAAUCCUGACACAACCUCGUUCGAUGAUAUUCUGUUAGCGAAUGUAUUUAAAAUUGGUUCGGAUAGUCGUUGUGUUGGUAUCUCUCCCUUGUUCUGGGCUCUCAUUGUUCUGAUUCCGGUAAUAGCUGUUGGUGCCACUCUGCUAACAUGUCAAUUUUAUUACAGAGAUUCACAUCAUUCUCGUCAUAUUAAAGCCAUUCAAAGAUGUUUUAAACGAACUGAUGUCAUCGGUGAAGGUGACAUGUGGAUUGGCGGUUUGAUGACGAUUGUACUCGUUGCACUUUGUAUUCAAGCGUAUGUCUUUAGUACUGCAUUCCUGAAUCAAUAUCCGUCAGAAAAAGUUAGUGAUAGUACCUUUGCUUGUGAUGUUACACUUCGUAACGCUCUGUUUGAAACAUCUUUACGAUCGCUUGCCAUUCCGAGAUCCGAUGAAGAGCAAAAAAUGUUCGAUUUACUUGAUAGUCAACCUUGGACUAUACGUGUUUAUUUGAUCAAUACAUUCAUUAAUUGUUCUUCAAUAUCUGCCUACCAAAUUGUCGGUACAUCAUCGAUUCCAAUCACUAGUUUGUCGUGUACAAGUGCAAAUUCAAUAAUAACAUUAUCCCUACUCUUAUCGUCUGAUACGGAAACAAUAGCCCUGACCAUUAACGAUAUUAGACCUAUUGGAGCCAUAUCGGUGGGUGCGACUGCUCCAGCAAAUGAUACUGAAAACACAGCGCUUAAAGCACUCAAUUUCAUGCAAACAUUUUACAGUACUAGCCAAACACUAGCUCAAUCAGUUCUUAUCUCUCUUACGAUCACCAAGGUAAGACAAAGAUAAAUUGUACUAAUACGUGCAAAUAUAUAUGUGUGGAAGUUGAUAUUGUCUAUGAAUCACUUUUUCAAGAAGAUUUCGAUAACUUUUUGAUACUGAUGUGGUUUCUUAGGCACGAUUUUGAGACAGGAUAAUUUUACAGGAUAAAAAGAAAUCAUUCCACAAUCAUCAUACAGAACGAUUGUUAAAAGUAUGUCACCUGCUUAGAUUAUGCUAAGUAAAACAGAAAUCGUGAAGAAAAAUCAUUAUAGUCUUAGAAAAAAUCUAAUGGAAUCUACAGACCAUAAGAAGCUUUUAAAGAAAAACUCUCUAAGAAUCCUUUCCUUCGUUUCGUACGGAAGUUUUCUCUGUUGACAACUUAAAAGAACUCCUUAAAAAGACUUGUUCUUUUAGUUAACUAAUAAAAUAUUUACGACUUCGUACGAUCAUCGAAUAUUUUCCUAUGCCUGUUAUUACACUGUUAACUUGUUUCAGCACUGACGUUUCAUUCAUGUUUUUCGAAGACAAUAUUCUAACUUUGAGUUCUUACUGGUAUGUAACUAUUUGAUUUUAAAUUAAUUACUAAUAGAAAGUACAUGUUGUGAACACUUUAUCAGAAAAAUAAUUGCUACAAGUUUUCGCAACUUUGGGAGAGACAUAUGAAAACAUAAGAUUGCCUUUUGAUGAAAGCUACUUUACUUAAUUUAGUUCACUUUGUACAAAUGCUGAAGAUAUCAUUAUUGGUUUCAUUUGUAAUAUGCUUUUUUAUUGAAUAAUGAUCAUUUUGCUAUUUCUUUCAUUUGUUAAAAUAGUCUUACAGAAGACGUUGAAUGAUAGCAUUUCGUGCUAAAAUUUUCAUCAUUAAUAGAUCUCGAUUUUCGCUAGAGCACUUUCUCAUAGUUACAGAUAAAACAAACUCACUCUAAGUAGAAUACCAUAUUAUUAUUCAAGUUUCUAAUCUUGAGAUGCCAUCUCACACAAAUUCGUAUAUAUAAGAUAAAACAUCUUGGUGAGAAUAAACUCAAUCUUUUAUCGCACUCUGAGGAAUGUUAAAUAACCAUUAAAUCUGCAAUUGACGAAAAUAUUACUUUAAAAUUAGACCAUUCAAUCUUUCCAGUAGUAUUAACAUGUCCAUAGGCAAAAAAUGAUCGAGUUAAAAUUUCAUAACUCGACAAGAAACGAUAAGAACUUGAAAAGAAACUGAAUUAUUCAGUGUUGAUCAAUAUCAACUGAAUUGAUGAUGUUUCGAUAGAAAAGAAAAAAAAUGAAGAGACUUUCUUUUUGAGUUUUGUAUACCUAUCGUGGAAAAUGAUUCGUAUAGAUGGUUUCUUUGUUCAAUAAUUACUCUUAUUCCGCUUAUAGAGUCUUCAAAAAAGACGUUUUUCUGUUACUUAAAACAUUAAUCAAAUGUCUGAAACAGCAUCUGAAGUUAUUGGUAAAUGCACAUAUAUAUAUAUCUUCAUUUUACAAAAUUCUAUAGAAUCUUUUAGUUCGAAAUUGCAUUUAAGCCAUCUGGAAGAACAUACCAUGAUGUUACUUUUAACUUUUUUGCAAUAGAUACUCGAUAUACAUAUGUACGCAGAUUUGUAGAUAUUCCUAUGAGUUGUUAAUUUAUUGUAUGAAGAUAUGGCUAUCUAUUUACAUAACUGCCGAUGCCAUACAUUACAAUUUGAUCAAAGAAAAACUAUUUUACCAAACUGUAACAAAAUAAUUAAGCAAGAACUUUUUAAUUGAAAUAAGUUCAGGAACAACUUUUCUUCUCUCCUAAAAGUGAUAUGAAAUCGGUCACUCAAUGAAAUAUCGAUCGAAAAUACAGUACCCGAUAAAAGUAUCCUCCCCCCUUGGAUCUCAGUCACAAUAUGAGCUGUAGGUCUGAAAACUAGUGUACACAUAGUUCUCAAUGAAUGCUGAUCAGUGGAUACCAUCGGCACCUCGAUUGCAUGGAGUAAAAGAAAGUUAUAAUGUAUGUAGUCUCUAUCCAUUGUGAACUUCAUAACUCAGGAAGGAAAAGAUUUUAUGGAUCGGGGUUGGUUUCAUUUUGUAGCUCUGCAUUUUGGCUAUUUAUAGUAAACGUUUCAUUGAAAUUCAAAGAGUUAUUAUAGAACUAGAAUCAUUUUAUUGUAAGUAUCGAUAUAUAGCAAAACCGAUCUGUCGCAUUGUGUAGUUCAUAAAUCAGUGAAAGUUUGACAGAUCGACUUCAAACUUACAGAGAAGGUUGCCCUACAGACUCUUAUUGUUCUCUGAAAUUUUCAAACUUAUAUCUUUUACUAGAGGGAAAUGGCACUAUGUUCAAGUUCUAGAUGUU